This is a messenger RNA of Teleopsis dalmanni, 4693 nucleotides long. RefSeq lists its product as uncharacterized. Lineage: Eukaryota; Metazoa; Arthropoda; Insecta; Diptera; Diopsidae. The transcript is spliced from 3 exons. The coding region runs from base 389 to 4513 and encodes 1374 amino acids. The record is from RefSeq and is a predicted model, not a curated record.
GAAAGUUGCUCUGUCGACACAUGAGGUAGCAAAUGUUUUAAAUUGUAGUUUGUUUCUAAAUGAUAAAAUUUUGUAGCGAAAGUUAUUCAAUUUGAGUAGUUUUUGACUAUGUGUUAUUGCAAUUAUCAGUCAUAAAAUUAUUUGUCAUUGCUAAUUCAAACUAAGCUGUAAAAUUCUAAGGUAAUCGUGCUUAGAAACGGAAGUCGAUUUCUUUAAAACAUUUGUUCAAACUUGGAUUCGAAGAUUUAAGGAAUCAUUAGAUUGCAGGUGCUGACCACUGCAGUUCAUAAAAGCAAUAUUAAAAUCAAUUUUGCGACGGCAGUCUGAAAAUAAGGAUAGCAACACAUCAUAAAGCUAUUGUUGUUGGAAAAAUUGUACAUCUGGCAAGAUGGGUGAUGAACGACUAACCAAGGCUGACUUUUGCGAAUUGAUCCCGCAUUUAAGUAUAGAAGAUUUGCUCUUAAUUGAAUAUCGUAUCAUUGAUUGGAAAAAAAUGAUUACUCUUUUGAAUAUAUCCAAAAAGUUGUACCGAUGCAAUAUAUGCAUGGUGAAACAAUUUGGAGAUAAAAUUCGUUUGCAUAUGGAUGAUAGCAAUCAUAAAACAAAAAUGAAAACUGUUAAACAGUUUUAUUUGGAGGGAUACACGUACCCUAAAAAUCAUGAUAUUAAAGAAUUAAAAGUAAUGGUAACAAAUGUAAGGCCAGAAAAUAACAGUAACAAAAAUGUAAAGGUAAAAAAUCCGGUAAAUGUCAAUUCCAAAACUCGGCUUAAUGAAAAAAGUAACCUUAAAAAAGUUCCAAUACAAACUAAUAUAAAUAAAGAUUCCGGGGUCUCUGAAUCAAAUAAAGGAAAUACUAAUACUGUUGGUAAAACAUUGAGCGCAGAAACGGGUAAGGUCACAAUGGGAAAUACUAAAGAUAUUAGCAACAAACCAUUAGCUGCAAAUAAUAAAAAUGCUUUAAAAGAGAAUAGCAAUUCACAAACCGUAGAUAAUAAUAAACAAUUGUCAACACCUAACAAACAGGGAAUGAAUUUUAUAAAAAAUCCAUUCACUCAGAAGGAAGACGUUACCAUGACUGAAGAGUCAAAUGUGACUGUUGUGGAAGAUCUGACAGAAGUGAUUGUUAUUGAUGAUGAUGAUAAGUCAACAGAUACCGAAAAUAAUGGCGAAAACACUACACUUUCAGCAAAUGAUAAAAAUGUGGAAACAAAUGCAAGUAAGGAUUCAUCAAGCAAAUCGCAAAUUGUUGUUAACCCAGCAGCCUUGUUGAUUGAGAAAUCAACUGAACAAAAUAAAAAACAAAACGUGACCAAAAGUAAUAACAAUAGCAAUAAUAAACCGAACUAUCAAAAAAAUAUAGUUGUCAUACCAACAGUUUGCAAGUCGAAGCAACAACAGAAAAAGCCGAACCCUCAACAAAUUAAAGACAAACAAAAUUUUGCAGUUAAAACGUUUGGUGGUGUACCGAUUAAAAGAGAUAUAUUAGGGUUAAUAGGUGUUGAAUAUGUUAUAAAAAUUCUUAAACAUAAAGCUGAUAAUUCUCCCAGAUAUGAAUGCAGUCUGUGUGAGAUUCGUUUAUUUGGUAAUGAUAUGCAAAAUCAUUUAGCUGGUUACAAUCACCGUUUAAAAUAUAUGGAAAAGCAUUUUCCAACUGCUCUACGCCAUUUUCGCCGAUAUAUAACGAAUGUAGAAGAGCAUGAAGUAUUUAAAGUACUGGCACCUAUUCUUCAUAAAUUGGCAUAUGCUAUUGAAGAACAUCAUGGGCGAAACUUACCUCACGAAUGUUUUGAAUGGGAGUAUAAUUCAGAAAGAUCCGAAAUACAGACUAAAGUAUAUUCGUUCAGACAUGCCUCUGAACUGAUAGGUCCUUCGUUUACACAAGUUGUUGAUACCAAAGAAGUCGAUAAAUUAAUUGCUGAAAGGCACAAUUACAAGCCGCCAGCAUUACUAUGUACUCCUGAAAAAAAAAUGAAUGAUAUAAUACAUCGUCCAAACGGUAAUAUAACAACACAAACAACGUUAAUACCGGCAACUAAUUUACCAACACUUACUACUUUACCAACACCAACUGCUGCUUUAGCACCUAAUCAACCAUACAAUUAUCAACAAUAUAAUUAUCCAAAUUUUCAACAACCAAAUUUUAAUUAUAGAAAUUUCCAACAAAAUGACAUGCAUAACUAUAGUUAUAAUGCCGCACCGGCUCCACCAGUUGACGAUAGAACUUAUAACCAAUUGGUGGACAAUUUUUUAAGAGAUACUAACCGCGGUCGUCGACCAAACUUAAAGCGCAGUCGUUCAAAAUCUCCUUUAUAUGAAAAUAAACGAUUAAACUAUGGACAUGCAUAUGAAAGUGAACGUCGCAAAUCUAUUUCGCCAUUACGAAAAGAUGACAUAUGGCAAGCGUACCGACAUAUGGUAGAUAGAAAAUUAGAUGAAAUCAAUAUGUUAUAUAAGGGUUAUACCAAAGAUCCUGAAACGCAUCCUAUGUAUAAUGAAGAGUGGCAGAAAUUUUGGAAACGUCGCAGAGAUGAACUUUACGCUGCUGGAAUUAAUCAUCGUUCGUAUAAUUAUCAGCCCGAGUGGAUAGCUUAUUUUAAAACUCGUAUUACUGAACUUUAUAAUCAGUCCAUAGAAGAAGCAAAAGUAGAAUGUAGGGAAAGACUUUGUCUACCUAUGGCCAAUGAUACAUUAGAAAAUCCGAAUUACCAUAUAAAUAAUAAUGUCCAAACAUCAACGCAACCAAUAAGUAAUAAUAAACCAAAAUUACAGGAUAAUAACAAGGCCGAUCUGAAAAGAAAGGAUAGUUAUGAAAAUUCAUAUAAUUGCGAAGUUGUACCGGUUUUGCGUUUGAUGACAGCAUUAGAGGAACAUUUGGGAAGUUUGGGACCCAAAAUUAUAGAGCUAAUGUCAAAAACAUUACAAAUAGAAAAAACGAAUCCAAAGGAAGUAGACCGUAUAAUACUUACAGAGGAAAAUUGUACAAUGCUUCAAACGUGUAUGGAAAAGUUUAAAGGCAUAGUAAUUUCUGGUCUGUUAGAAGGUACAAAAGCUAAUGCUUUAAAUAAAGCAAUAAAAGAAAUAAAAAUGCUUUUAGAAUAUGCAGACAAAGAAUUUAAUAAUGAUUCAAAUGAGUUAGGGUUUGCUGAAGUAAAUAAACGUCCUACAGCCCAAGUCCAAUUAAGUAAUCCAGUCCCAGUGCCAGUUUCAGCUCCAGUAACUGGAAUGAAAAGUGCUAAUGACCUAGUCGGUAGAAGUAAUGCUCAAAUGAACACAAAAUCUUCCUUCCUUACUGAUGCCAAUGAAAAUGCAACAAAUCAAAAAAAAUCAUCUAAUGAAAUACGAUCUCCAAAUCCACAAAUACUUGCCGUAUUGGAACAAUACAAUAUAAAAGAUUUAGCUACAAAAUUUGCUGCAUCGUUAACAGCUCAAGGAAAAACCAAUUUUACACUUGACCAGUUGGAACAACUUUUAUCUGUUUAUAAAUGUAUGGAAAAGAAAAAACAUGAACAAACAAGUACGACAAGUUCAACUUUAAAUUCGGGUUCUUCAGCGGCUCAGAAAGGUGUUGAUAACACAUUGCUAUCUGAUACAUUAACUAAAUUUAUAAUUCCAUUUUCAGCCUCACAAAGGGAGAUCGUAUCCGAAAGUCAAUCUCAUUCAAAUCGUACGGAGACAAUUACUUCAAAUUAUUCUAACAAUAACAUUAGUAACCUUUUAGAACAACGUAGCAAUGUACCAACAAUAAGUAGUGGUCAAAAUAAUAAUAAUUAUUCAAAUGUCAGUAAUUUUUCCAGACUUUCAAGUGCAAACUAUAAUUCAAACGUAUCUCAAAACGAUCGCCGAAAUAAUGUUGGUACUAAUAAUGAUAAUAUUAGAAGUAUAAAUUCUACGGGUGUUCAAAAUACAAUGGGUAUACAAAAUGCGAUGGGUGUUCAAAAUACAAUAGGUGUUCAAAAUACAAUUGGUGUUCAAAAUACUAUGAAUUCAACAAAUUUAACAGUAGGAAGGAAUAUGAAUAUGAAUGCCAGUCAAAAUUACACAGGUACUAUGACCAACAACAAUAGCAAUAUGUGGAAAACUGCCCAAAAUAGCAACCGGACAGGUAAUUUUAACAACUCUAAUAACAGCGCUGGCACCCACGUUUGGAGUGCAGGUGGAACAAACUGGACUGGUUAUAACAGUGGAAACAGUAUUGUCAAUCAACAACAAAAUCGAGACACUGGUUCAACACAGUUGCAAACGCAGCAAUGGUCCACAAGUCAAAAUCAAGUUAAUCAAUCUCAAUCGAUUCAGUCUAAUCGACCCUUUCAAUCUUAUUCUGCUUCUGUAAAUCAAAAUCAGGAACAAAAUCGCAACGAUUGGCUAACUAAAUCAACAUCUGCUUCUGCAUCAACAUUUUCAUCUAAUAGAGACAGAGGACGUAAUGCACAGAUUUGGGAGAAAUCCAAUCAAACAUCUAAUCGAGGUUUUGUUGGUACUCAACUUAAAGGACAGAACCGGAAAAGAUUUUAAUUAUAAUAUUACUAGUUUUAAUUACAUAGUCUACUUAAAUUUUUAAAAUAUUUUGUCAAUAUUAGAUACGCCAAGCCGGCAAUGUUAGCCUGGUAAAGAAAUAUAGAUCUAAUAUAACAAUGUAAUAAUUACAUGAAUGCCAUUGUUUUGAAUAAAAUUAUAUUAAAAUAUUUUCUACAA